This is a messenger RNA of Vicia villosa (hairy vetch), 4232 nucleotides long. Its product is annotated as pentatricopeptide repeat-containing protein At1g15510, chloroplastic. Gene Ontology annotation, biological process: RNA modification. Gene Ontology annotation, cellular component: intracellular membrane-bounded organelle. The transcript has a single exon. NCBI's taxonomy places the organism in Eukaryota, Viridiplantae, Streptophyta, Magnoliopsida, Fabales, Fabaceae. Gene Ontology annotation, molecular function: protein binding; zinc ion binding; RNA binding. Bases 1435 to 4053 code for a protein of 872 amino acids. The record is from RefSeq and is a predicted model, not a curated record.
AUUAAAAUAUGCACAUUUGCUAUUCGCGAUAAUUGAAACUAUCGAUUAUAGUGGUUAGCAAUCCUCCCUUAAUCCGUUAGCCAUGGUAAUCAAACCUAUUGAUUAUUGCAACUAACGGUAACAAAUUAAAAUCAGGGUUGUACGCCCAAAUCCUAAAAACACUCAAAAUACACUAAACCGCGAUACUACAGUUUUUCAACACUGCGAUGUUCACAACUGCGAUAAGGUAAUUCAAAAUACCUUCGAACAUUUGCAUUUCAAAACAACUUCAAAUACAAUCAAAUUCAAUUCUAAGGCGUACAACCCUGUGCCCGAACUACGUUGACUCUGAUUCUCCAUAAGGAGAUACGUAGGCACUUGGCAACAAGGCGAGUCCCCUUCCCUAAAAUCUCAAUUUUCCUCUUAUUCAUUUCCUUACCUAUAAACUUCAAUAAUUUUAGCCACAAACCUUUACCUUAGAUUCAAAGCCAAUAGGAAAGGGUUGAGGGUGCCUAACACCUUCCCUCAACCUGCAAUAUGGUAUCUUACCCUGAUCUCUUAAUUGCAUAGGUUUUCUAUUCGCCUUGGUAGAAUAGGUGGCGACUCUCUAAGUAUAAUUUUUAGGCAGGUUGCUACAUUCAUCCCACCAUUGUUUCAUUUCUUUCAAAGAUCAAUCAUCUUUUUAAGCUCUGCAGUCACAAAACAACAAAAACCCAUGAUUCCAAAUUUAAAAUGGAUUGAUUUUUUUCAACAAAGAAAACCCUAAAAUCCAAAAAAGAUUAAACCUACCACUGAAUCACCCGAUAGCAUUGAAAACGAAAAGAAAUUAAGCAUAGCUCUGAGAUCUGAAAACCAAAACGAAAAAAACGUUAUAUCCAAGUCUCACAAAAGCAAUACACAAAAACGUCGGACUUCACUAUUCUAACUUAUCAAACUUGAGCAAAUUGAUAUGGUUGUUGAAAAAGUCAACAAAAUCAAGUUUUAGCCAGACAAAAAGGAAGAAGUGAGUGAGGUGGUGACUAGGUUUGAGAAAAACAGAAAAAAUUACUUCAUACAUUCAACAUAUUUUAUUUUUAAAUUUUAAACUUUAAAUUUUAAAUCAAUAUAAAAUAAAACAGUUACAUGUCAUCUAAUAUAGAACCAGCAAAACUGCACACAUAUAAAACAUAUCAAAAUUUGAUAAAAUUUAACCGACAUGACUUAAUUAAUAUAAAUAACAAAAUAACUUUUAAGAACGUUUAUUAAAUAAGAAACUUUAGCAAAAUUUUUAAAUUAUACUAAAUGACCAAAAAAUAAAUUAACUCUAAUAAAAAAAAAUUAGAAGACUAUGACUUAACAUAAAACAACAUUCAAACUAACACAACAAAGUUUUGGAUAAGACUAUGGUUAUGGUCGGCACAUUUAGAAACAUACACGACAACACAUUUCAUUUUGGUUAAACCCUCACAUGCUCCUAUGGCUGCCUUUGCUAAACCCUCUCAACUCCCCACUCCUCAAAGGCACCACCACCCCAUUAUUCCAACCAAUUUCAUCACCUCAAAGUUCAAAACUUUCACUUCCACACACAACUUCAAGACCCUUAAACACUCUCGGGUCUCAAAUUCUUUCACUGCCACAAUCACUUCUUCCAUUAGCAGCGACAAUCCAAACCAUGAUCUUUGUCAACUAUGCCUUAUUGGGAAGUUGGAAAGUGCUGUGAGCUACUUAGAAACCAUGCACGAGCUUCAAAUUUCAGUUGAAGAGGAUUCUUAUAUUUCUUUGGUACGUUUGUGUGAGUGGUCUAGAGCUAGAAAAGAAGGUUCUAAGGUGUAUUCGUAUGUUAAGAAGUCAAUGAUGAGGACCCAUUUGAGUCUUAAGCUUGGAAAUGCACUUUUGAGUAUGUUUGUUAGGUUUGGUAAUUUGGUUGAUGCUUGGUAUGUGUUUGGUAAAAUGCCUGAGAGGAAUUUGUUUUCUUGGAAUGUUUUGGUUGGUGGUUAUGGGAAAGGUGGGUUUUUUGACGAGGCGUUGAAUCUUUAUGAAAGGAUGUUGUGGGUUGGUGUUAGGCCUGAUAUUUACACUUUUCCUUGUGUUUUGAGGACUUGUGGUGGUGUUCCUGACUUGGUUACGGGUAGAGAGAUUCAUGUUCAUGUUUUGAGAUUUGGGUUUGAGUCCGAUAUAGAUGUUAUUAAUGCGUUGAUAACUAUGUAUGUGAAAUGCGGCGAUGUUGUUACUGCUAGGUUGGUGUUUGAUAAGAUGAUUAAUAGAGAUAGGAUUUCGUGGAAUGCGAUGAUUGCUGGGUAUUUCGAGAAUGGAAUGUGUUUGGAGGGUUUGAGAUUGUUUUGCAGGAUGAUUGAACAUCCGGUUGAGCCGGAUUUGAAGACCAUGACGAGCGUGAUUGCUGCUUGCGAGCUUAUGGGUGAUGGGAGAUUGGGGAGGGAGAUUCACAGUUAUAUAGUGAGAACUGAGUUCUCGAUGAAAUCUUCGGUUUAUAAUUCGUUGGUUCAGAUGUACUCAUCUGUUGGGCUUGUUGAGGAAGCUGAAAAGGCUUUUUCUCAAAUUGAAUGUAGAGAUGUGGUGUCAUGGACUGUAAUGAUAUUGGGUUACGAGAAUAAUUUGAUGCAUCAGAAGGCUCUUGAAACAUAUAAAACGAUGGAGGCGGAAGGUGUCGUGCCUGAUGAAAUUACCAUCACGGCUGUACUCUCUGCCUGUUCUUGUUUACGCGAUUUAGAUAUGGGGACGAAGCUUCAUGAAGUGGCCAAGAAGACAGGGCUCAUUUUUUAUGCUAUGGUUGCAGACACACUUGUUGACAUGUAUGCUAAGUGCAAAUGCAUUGACAAAGCUUUAGAAGUUUUCUACUCUAUUCGCCACAAGAAUAUUAUAACUUGGACAGCUAUCAUCAGUGGCCUUAGGAUCAACAACAGAUGUUUUGACUCUUUGUUUUUCUUUAAAGAGAUGAUGCGCAAACAAAAGCCGAACUCGGUUACUUUAGUUUGUGUCCUAUCCGCAUGUGCUAGAAUAGGGGCUUUGACAUCUGGAAAAGAGAUCCAUGCUCAUGCAUUGAGAACUGGCGUAAGUUAUGAUGGUUUUAUGCCUAAUGCAAUCUUGGACAUGUAUGUAAGGUGUGGAAGAAUGGAAUAUGCGUGGAAACAAUUUUUCUCGUGUGAUCAAGAUGUGUCCACAUGGAACAUUUUGCUAACUGGAUAUGCUGAGCGCGGGAAAGGAACACUUGCUACAGAGCUUUUUCAAAAAAUGGUAGAGUCAAAUGUUGUUCCUGAUAAGAUUACAUUUGUCUCCAUAUUACGUGCCUGCAGCAGGUCUGGUAUGGUUGAAGAAGGCUUAGAAUAUUUUGACAGCAUGGAACAUAAGUACUCUAUUAAACCUAAUCUGAAACACUACGCUUCUAUGGUUGAUUUAUUGGGACGCGCUGGAAAAUUGGAGGACGCCUAUGGAUUCAUACAGAAAAUGCCAAUGAAGCCAGACCCUGCAGUUUGGGGAGCCUUAUUAAACGCGUGCAGAAUCCACCGCUGUGUUGAACUCGGCGAACUAGCUGCUAAGAAUAUCUUUCAAGAUGAUAAAACUAGUAUUGGAUAUUACAUUCUUCUGUCAAAUCUAUAUGCUGACAACGAUAUGUGGGACAAAGUUGCGGAAGUUAGAAAAAUGAUGCGACAGAACGGGAUAAUAGUAGAUCCUGGAUGCAGCUGGGUGGAAAACAAGGACACGGUGCACGCUUUUCUCAGCGGUGAUAACUUUCAUCCUCAAAUUAAGGAAAUAAACGCACUUUUGGAGAGAUUUUAUGAGAAAAUGAAGGAAGCUGGUAUUCAAAGGUUGGGAAGCAGUCGUAUGGAUAUAAUGCAAGCUUCUAAGGCUGAUAUAUUUUGUGGACACAGCGAGAGAUUUGCGGUUACAUUUGGACUUAUUAACUCAGCACCUGGAAUGCCGAUUAGGGUAACUAAGAAUCUGUAUAUGUGCCAAAGUUGCCAUGACACUGUCAAAUUUAUCUCGAAGGAAGUACGCAGAGAGAUUUUUGUGAGAGAUACGGAGCGGUUUCACCAUUUCAAGGGAGGUAUAUGCUCUUGCAAGGAUGAAGGUUAUUAGCUUUAGCAUAAGUAGAAGGGAAAAUGUAGGAUUUGUAGCAUCAUAUUGAAAAGUUAGGAUUGUAAGAUAUUACAGUACUUUGAAAUGUUGUACAACAGUGAUUAAUGGGCCUAGGAAAUGUUGAUCAGCACUAUGUAUAACAUGUUUUACAUAGAAAUAAAUUAUUUUUAGAUCUCAAA